GAUGGAGGACGGAUAAACGGCGCUCGCGCUCCGGGAUUUUGGGAUGCUGAGGUGAUUCCUCUCUCUCCCUCUCUCUCCCUCUCUUCACCUCCACCUCGGCUCCAUCAGCCCCUCCUCGGAUCCCCGGAUCCGGAUCGAGCCGUCAGACCCUCCGGGCUCCGUGUUGCUGUUGUUGGGUUUUUGCGCUCAGCGGAAGGUUCUGUUUUUUCUUCUUCUUCUCCUCCGUGAGUCAGAACCGGACCGGGUUUCGCUCCGGUGCUGCUGGAUGUGUCUGGACCGCGGGGGUUAAACUACUUGAGAGAAGCGCUCGCGCUCCGCUGGCUUGUAUGUUUCUGGAGGGGAUUUGCUUGGAGACGGAACGCGCACGGACUCACUUCCAAAGGCAGAUCUGUGUCGCCGGGCAGGAAUUAAAGCUUCCCACAUCCCCAGUGAUGAGCUAAAGGCUCUCGAACUGGAAGACGAAGUCAACUGAUUGGGCGGAAGAGGACGGCUCGGCCAGUCGGUGAUGAGCAUCCGGCCCCUCCGCAGCCAAUGAGCUAACCGUUCAACAACACUUCCGUACGAGCAUCGCAGAGCGGCUCAGUGGGAGCGGCGCUCCGCUGAGAGGACCGGACGGCAGGACUGAGGACCGGCGAGGACGACGAUGAAGAGGCUGAGGGCCUUCCUGGUGCUGCUGGGAGUCUGGGCGCUGUGCGGCGUGGCGCUGGGGACCCGGAGAGGGAACGCCUCGUUGGACCGCAGAGGCCACAGACACAGACAUCCAGGUCACGCCUCGCUGCACAGACACCGACAGCGGGCGGGGAAAGAGGGCCAGGUGCUGCACAGGUCCAAGCGAGGCUGGGUCUGGAACCAGUUCUUCGUCAUUGAGGAGUACACCGGACCCGACCCGGUUCUGGUGGGCAGGCUCCACUCAGACGUGGACUUGGGCGACGGCAACAUCAAAUACAUCCUGUCCGGCGAGGGAGCCGGGACCAUCUUCGUGAUCGACGACAAGACGGGCAACAUCCACGCCACCAAGACGCUGGACCGCGAGGAGCAGGCGCAGUACACCCUGACGGCGCAGGCCGUGGCCAGGGACACCAACAAGCCCCUGGAGCCGCCGUCCGAGUUCAUCGUCAAGGUCCAGGACAUCAACGACAACCCGCCCGAGUUCCUGCACGGGCCGUACUACGCCAGGGUGCCCGAGAUGUCCAACGUCGGUACGUCGGUGAUGCAGGUGACGGCGACCGACGCCGACGACCCCACCUACGGCAACAGCGCACGGCUGGUGUACAGCAUCCUGCAGGGACAGCCGUACUUCUCUGUGGAGCCUCAGACCGGCAUCAUCCGAACGGCGCUGCCCAACAUGGACCGCGAGGCCCGGCAGGAGUACGACGUGGUCAUCCAGGCCAAAGACAUGGGCGGUCACAUGGGCGGGCUGUCCGGAACCACCGAGGUCAAGAUCACGCUCACGGACGUCAACGACAACCCCCCCAAGUUCCCUCAGAGUGUGUACCCCAUGGUCGUGUCGGAGGACAGAGUGCCGGGGGAGGAGGUGGGCCGCCUCAAAGCCAAAGACCCCGACAUGGGGGACAACGGUCUGGUCAACUACCGGCUGGUCGAGGGAGACGGGAUGAGCGUGUUCGAGCUGACGACCGACUCCGAGACCAGGGAGGCCGUCGUCAAGCUGAAGAAGAUGGUGGACUUUGAGACCAAGAGGUCGUACACCCUGAAAGUGGAGGGGUCCAACCCGCACAUCGACCCCCAGUUCCUGGCUUGGGGGCCGUACAAGGACGAGGCCACCAUCAAGAUAUCGGUGGAGGACGCCGACGAGCCCCCCGUGUUCGUGGCCCCCAGCUACACCUUCGAGGUGGAGGAGAACGCGCCUCCGGGCGCCGUGGUGGGGCGAGUCCACGCCAAGGACACCGACGUGGCCAACAACCCAGUCAGGUACAUGAUCCCGCGCUACACCGACGUGGAGCAGUUCUUCACCAUCAACUCGGACGACGGCCUGAUCACCACCACCAGGCCGCUGGACCGGGAGGCGCAGGCCUGGCACAACAUCUCGGUGUCGGCCACGGAGAUCGGAGGACACCACCAGGACACCAAGGUGCGCGUCAACAUCAGAGUCAAAGACGUGAACGACAACCCGCCGGAGUUCGCCACCAACAACGAGGUCCUGAUGUGCGAGAGCGUCGCGCCGGGGAAGUUGAUCGAGACGGUGAGCGCGGUGGAUAAGGACGAGAUGGCUCACCGCCAGCACUUCACCUUCAGCCUGGCGCCCGAAGUCGCCCACAACCACAACUUCUCGCUCAAAGACAACCGAGACAGCACGGCCAGCAUCUACGUGCUCCGGAAGGGGUUCGGCCGGCUGACGCAGGACGUGUACCACCUCCCCAUCGAGAUCAGCGACAACGGCGUCCCCGCCCUGAGCAGCACCAACACCCUGACCAUCCGGGUGUGCUCCUGCGACAGCAAGGACACCAUCCUGUCCUGCAACGUGGAGCCGUACGUGCUGCCGGCCGGCCUCAGCACCGGGGCGCUCAUCGCCAUCCUGGCCUGCAUCGUCAUCCUGCUGGCGAUCGUGGUGCUGUUUGUGGCCCUGAGGCGCCAGAAGAAGGAGCCGCUGAUCGUGUUUGAGGAGGAGGACAUCAGGGAGAACAUCAUCACGUACGACGACGAGGGAGGCGGCGAGGAGGACACCGAGGCGUUCGACAUCGCCACGCUGCAGAACCCGGAUGGAGCAAACGGCUUCCUGCCCAGGAAGGACAUCAAACCGGAGCUCCAGUAUCCCCUGAGACCCGGCCUGGGCCGCGCGGCGGCCAACAGCGUGGACGUGGACGACUUCAUCAAGACUCGGAUCGCCGAGGCGGACAGCGACCCCACGGCGCCCCCUUACGACUCCAUUCAGAUCUACGGCUACGAGGGCCGGGGGUCGCUGGCCGGGUCGCUGAGCUCGCUGGAGUCGGUCACCACGGAGUCCGACUUGGAUUAUGACUAUCUGCAGAGCUGGGGGCCCAGGUUCAAGAAGCUGGCCGAUUUGUACGGGACCAAAGACUGCUCCGUCGCCGACGCCGACGACGGCGAGGACUCUUAACGGCGGUCCUACGUGAGAGGACGCCCCACCCGGACCCUCCGCAAGCUCCGAUCUGACGAUUCCACGGGGAUUCGUUCCCAGCUUCCCGAUUGUUAUUACCAACGACUGAUCAGUUCAUGCCAAUUCGUCGAUGAACAUUAGCAGGUCUGCUUCCGGUGGCGCCGCCGGGAUGAUUUGUUAAUGGACACAUAAUGAAUGCUUGGACUUGAAACGCUCCCAAAUCUCUUCUUUCCUUCCGACGCCUCCCUCCCUCCCUCCCUCGAUUUCUACAGACUCAAGCAAUGCAGGGCCGGGACAUUUGUUACGUAACCAAGUUUGUCUGUCUGGAAGUGGUUCGAUGGAUAGGUUGUUGCUGUUUGAUCAAAAA
Messenger RNA from Salarias fasciatus (jewelled blenny), 3443 nucleotides. RefSeq names its product cadherin 11, type 2, OB-cadherin (osteoblast) (gene cdh11). Gene Ontology annotation, biological process: calcium-dependent cell-cell adhesion; cell-cell adhesion mediated by cadherin; adherens junction organization. The transcript has 16 exons. Lineage: Eukaryota; Metazoa; Chordata; Actinopteri; Blenniiformes; Blenniidae. The record is from RefSeq and is a predicted model, not a curated record. The coding region runs from base 644 to 3076 and encodes 810 amino acids. Gene Ontology annotation, molecular function: calcium ion binding; cadherin binding; beta-catenin binding. Gene Ontology annotation, cellular component: catenin complex; plasma membrane; adherens junction.